ACUUUCAACUGUGGCGACCUGUUGAUUACCGAGUGACUUGGUUCAUUUUUCAUAAAGUGAUAUUCUUCAGACUCAAAGUGUCCAUUAAGAAGGAGCGACUACAUUUGUCAGGAUCCUGAAAAUUAAAAAACGGGGACUGGCCGCCUUGUAAAUCGUUAAUCGGAUAAUCGAUCAUUGCUCUGACAGAAGUGUCUGUGAGUCCCUCUUCACAAGUUUCUGUGAAAGUCUGUCUGUUUUCUCCAAAUGUCAUCAAAGUUUUGAUUUGUUUAAGACUCUCUCACCUUCUCACACUGUCCCGCUGCGAAUUUACCGCAUCAGAAGUAUAAAAGCAAGUGUCCAUCAUGAGCACUUAUUUCGACGAUCAGCCGCCCCAAUACUACCAGGGCACAGACCUCGGGGAAGAAGAGGAGGAGAUGCCCGCUACAGAGAAAGACUUGGCCGAGGACGCGCCGUGGAAGAAGAUCCAGCAGAACACAUUCACCAGAUGGUGCAAUGAACAUCUCAAAUGCAUCAAUAAGAACCUCACUGACCUCCAGAAAGAUCUGAGCGACGGCCUUAAACUCGUCGGCCUUCUGGAAGUCCUGAGUCAGAAGAAAAUGUACAGAAAACAUCACGUCAGACCAAACUUCCGACAGAUGAAACUGGAGAACGUGUCGGUGGCGCUGGAGUUUCUGGACAGAGAACACAUCAAACUCGUGUCUAUAGACAGCAAAGCCAUUGUAGAUGGGAACCUGAAGCUGAUUCUGGGUCUCAUCUGGACACUCAUUCUGCAUUACUCCAUAUCCAUGCCUAUGUGGGAUGAUGAGGAUGAAGAAGAGGUUAAGAAACUCACUCCCAAGCAAAGACUGCUGGGCUGGAUCCAGAACAAGGUUCCUGAGCUGCCUAUUAACAACUUCAACAAGGACUGGAGGGAUGGCAAGGCCCUUGGUGCCCUGGUGGAUAACUGUGCUCCUGGUCUGUGCCCUGACUGGCAAACUUGGGACCCCAACCAGCCCAUUGAAAAUGCACGUGAGGCCAUGCAGCAGGCUGAUGAUUGGCUCGGUGUGCCACAGGUGAUAGCUCCAGAGGAAAUUGUGGAUCCAGAUGUGGAUGAACAUUCAGUGAUGACGUACCUCUCUCAGUUUCCUAAAGCUAAACUGAAGCCUGGAGCACCUCUCAAGCCAAAGCAGCUGUACCCCAAAAAGGCCAAGGCCUAUGGACCAGGUAUUGAGUCUAAGGGCAACGUGGUUUUGAAGCCAGCUGUAUUUACUGUGGAAACACUGGAAGCAGGACUUGGUGAAGUGAUUGUUUAUGUAGAGGACCCAGAGGGUCACACUGAAGAGGCUAAAGUAGUCGCCAACAAUGACAAGAAAAAGACUUUCUGUGUCACCUAUGUGCCCAAAGUCGAGGGCCUCCACAAGGUGAAGGUACUUUUUGCUGGGCAGGACAUAGAUAAGAGCCCCUUCAUGGUAACUGUGGCAAAAGCUCUGGGUGAUCCCAGCAAAGUUCAGGCUCGAGGUCCAGGUCUGGAGCCAGUGGGCAACAUUGUCCAUAAGCCAACUUAUUUUGACAUCUAUACAGCAGGUGCUGGGGCUGGAGACGUUAGUGUGGUCAUUGUUGACCCUCAGAAUAAAAACAAUACAGUGGAAGUUCUUUUAGAAAACAAGGGUGAUAACAUCUUUCGUUGCACCUAUAAACCUGUGCUGGAGGGGCCGCACACUAUCCAUGUGAGAUUUGCUGGGCAGCCUAUACCCAACAGCCCCUUCAAAGUGAACAUCUCUGAGGCCCACCCAAAAUCCACAGUUGGGGCUCCUGUGCAGAUACUUCCUCAUAAAAAGAAAGCCAGCAAUGCCAAUGCUUGUCGUGCCACUGGCCGAGGACUGCAGCCUAAAGGUGUCCGGGUUAAGGAGAUGGCAGACUUCACAGUUUUUACCAAAGGAGCAGGAACUGGAGAGCUGAAGGUAUCUGUGAAAGGCCCAGGUGGAACAGAGGUGCCUGUGAAAAUGCGUGAUGUUGGCGAUGGAGUUUACAAGUGUGAUUAUUGUCCUGUUAAACCUGGAAAAUAUCAUGUAAACAUCACAUGGGGAGGCCAUCCUAUCCCAUGCAGUCCGUUUGAAGUGGAGGUCAGUGUGGAGGCUGGACCACAGAAGGUGCGGGCUUGGGGUCCUGGCUUGAAGACUGGAAUGGUUGGCAAGUCAGCUGACUUUGUUGUUGAGGCUAUUGGCACAGAAGUUGGAACUCUUGGCUUUUCUAUCGAGGGACCAUCUCAAGCAAAGAUAGAGUGUGAUGAUAAGGGUGACGGCUCCUGUGAUGUGCACUACUGGCCCACUGAACCUGGUGAUUAUGCAGUUCAUGUCAUCUGUGAUGAUGAAGAUAUCAAAGACAGCCCAUUUAUGGCCCACAUCCUCCCAGCAGCCAAUGAUGUCUUCCCUGAGAAGGUUAAAGCCUUUGGCCCAGGCCUGGAGCCUUCUGGAGUCAUUGUCAACAAACCAACACAAUUCUUCAUUGAUGCACGUGAAGCUGGCAGAGGCAGUUUGAAGAUCUAUGCUCAGAGGGCUGAUGGCUGUGUGAUUGACAUCCAGAUUACUGAGAAGGGGGAUGGCACUUUUGUUUGUAUUUAUGUUCCUACCAUGCCAGUGAAACAUACCAUCAUAAUUACCUGGGGGGAGGUCAACAUACCCAACAGUCCAUUCAGAGUUCUUGUUGGUGAAGGCUGUCACCCAGACAAAGUGAAGGUCUAUGGGCCUGGAGUCGAGAAAACUGGCUUAAAAGCUAAUGAGCCCACCUACUUUACUGUCGACUGCAGCGAAGCUGGCCAAGGUGAUGUCAGCAUCGGGAUCAAAUGUGCACCCGGUGUAGUAGGUCCAGCAGAGGCAGAUAUUGAUUUUGACAUAAUUAAAAAUGAUAAUGACACCUUCACUGUCAAGUACACACCCCCUGGCCCUGGCCGUUACACCAUCAUGGUGCUUUUUGCAGACCAGGAAACACCAAGCAGCCCAUUCAAAGUCAAGGUCGAUCCCUCUCAUGAUGCUGGUAAAGUCAGAGCUGAGGGACCCGGGCUGAACAAGACAGGUGUUCAAGUGGACAUCCCAACCCAUUUCACCAUCUUCACCAAAGGAGCAGGAAAGGCUAAACCAGAGGUGCAGUUCAAAACUGAUGUCAAAGGAGACAUCGUUAAAGACUUUGAGAUCAUUGAUAAUCAUGACUACUCAUACACUGUGAAGUACACUGCCCUUCAUCAGGGUGAGAUGGCUAUCAUGGUCACUCAUGGAGGAGAUCCGAUUCCUAAAAGCCCUUUCAGUAUCACAGUCGCACCUUUAUUGGAUCUUGGCAAAGUCAAUGUUCAAGGCCUCAAAGAAAAGGUGGAAGUUGGGAAGGACCAGGAGUUUAUUGUUUGCACAAAAGGUGCAGGUGGGCAGGGGAAGUUAAAUGUAAGCAUAACCUCACCCUCUGGUAGACCAAUACCUUGUAAGCUGGAAUCAGACAAGACCAAAAAGGCCACCUGUGUGAAGUACAUCCCACCCGAGGAGGGUCUUUACAAGGUGGACAUCAGCUAUGAUGGGAACCCUGUUCCAGGAAGUCCCUUCACUGUAGAGGGGCUAAUGCCUGCUGAUCCCUCAAAGGUGCGUGCAUAUGGGCCAGGACUUAAGGGUGGCAUUGUGGGUCAGCUUGCACUGUUCACUAUAGACACAAAAGGGGCUGGUGCUGGUGGUCUGGGUCUGACAUUGGAAGGCCCCUGUGAGGCUAAGAUUGAGUGCCAAGACAAUGGCGAUGGUACCUGCUCUGUUGCCUACCUGCCUACAGAGGCUGGUGACUACAACAUCAAUAUCUUGUUCGGGGAAGCUCACAUUCCUGGUUCACCUUUCAAAGCUGUUGUCAAGCCAGCUCUUGAUGCGGGUAAGGUUAUAGUGAGCGGCCCAGGACUGGAGAGGGCUAAGGCUGGUGAGGUGGCCAGUUUCAUAGUGGACUGCAGAACGGCUGGAGAGGCUGAACUCACCAUAGAGAUUGUGUCAGAUUCAGGAGCUCAAGCUGAAGUUUGCAUUCUAAAGAACAACGAUGGAACCUUCUCCGUCACAUACACCCCUCUCUUUCAUGGGAUGCACACCAUCACCAUUAAAUAUGGCGGUCAGCAGGUGCCCAAGAGCCCCAUAAAUGUUCAGGUGGAGCCAUCUGUGGACACAAGUGGAAUUAAAGUGUACGGACCAGGAGUUGAGCCCAGAGGGGUCCUCAGGGAAGUAAAGACGCAUUUCAUUGUGGACACUCGCUCUCACACUAAGACCAAAGGAAAUCACGUCAAGAUCUGCAUCAUCAAUCCCUCAGGCGCCAACACAGACGCAUACAUCACAGACAAGGGUGACGGCACCUAUAGAGUGGAGUACACUGCUUUUGAGGACGGUUUGCACCUGAUCGAGGUAUUUUAUGAUGAUGUUGCUGUUCCCAAGAGCCCCUUCAGGGUGUCAGUUGUAGAGGGUUGUGACCCAACACGUGUUCGUGCUUAUGGUCCAGGCCUGGAUGGUGGACUUGUCAACAAACCCAACUGCUUCACAGUAGAAACAAGGGGUGCUGGAACCGGUGGUUUGGGCUUGACCAUUGAAGGAGCAUCUGAAGCCAAAAUGUUCUGUAAGGACAACAAGGAUGGUAGUUGCAGUGUUGAAUAUGUGCCGUACACUCCAGGAGACUACGAUGUCAAUAUCACGUAUGGAGGCCAGCCUAUUCCAGGCAGUCCGUUCCGUGUGCCAGUGAAGGAUGUAGUUGAUGUCAGUAAGGUAAAGUGCUCAGGACCUGGUCUUGCUAACAGAGUGACAGCACAUGUUUCACAAACCUUCACUGUGGACAGCAGCAAGGCAGGACUGGCUCCUCUAGAGGUGCAACUAUAUGGCCCAACAGGGGCACUGGAGCCUGUUGUUGUUAAAAACAACCGUGAUGGAACACAUACUGCCAACUACACUCCUGCACAGGAGGGACCGUACACUGUGUCCAUCAAAUAUGCCAACCAAGAGGUUCCUGGCAGUCCGUUUAAAGUCAACUCAGCCCCAUCGCAUGAUGCUAGUAAGGUGCGUGCCAGCGGUCCUGGCCUGGAUAAUAAAGGAGUGGCUGCCAGUCUACCAGUGGAGUUCACCAUUGAUGCUCGUGAUGCAGGAAAAGGCCUUCUGACGGUUCAAAUCCUGGAUCCUGAGGGAAAGCCAAAGAAAGCCAGCAUCCAGGACAACCGAGACGGAACCUACACUGUAUCUUAUGUGCCAGACAUGACUGGCCGCUACACCAUCACCAUUAAGUAUGGUGGAGAUAACAUUCCAUACUCACCUUACAGUGUCCAUGCCUUUCCCACUGGUGAUGCCAGCAAGUGUCUACUCACAGUGUCUAUUGGAGGACAUGGUGUUGAAACCCUUGGACCCAACAUUAAGAUGGCAGAGGAGACAGUUAUCUCAGUGGAUGCUAAGACUGCUGGCAAAGGGAAGGUGACAUGUACAGUUCUGACCCCUGAUGGCAUGGAGCUGGAUAUGGAUGUUAUAGAGAAUCCCGAUGGUACCUUCGACAUUUACUACACUGCACCCGAGCCGGGCAAAUACGUCAUCACAAUCCGCUUUGGAGGGCAACAUGUUCCCAACAGCCCCUUUCAAGUCAUGGCUACAGAUCAGCCUGUUGUGCCGAGAGAUGAUACAAAGCCCAUGUUUCAACCCCUGAACCUAGUUAUCCCCUUCACUGUCCAGCAGGGGGAGCUCAGCGGAGAGGUGCGUAUGCCCUCUGGUAAGACAGCUCGUCCAUUCAUAAGGGACAACAAAGACGGAACAGUCACGGUGCAAUAUCAACCCACAGAGAGGGGUCUGCAUGAAAUGGACAUAAAGUACGAUGGCAACCAUAUCCCAGGAAGUCCAUUGCAGUUCUAUGUGGAUGUUAUGAACAGUGGGAUGGUGACAGCUUAUGGACCUGGUCUGUGCCACGGGACAGUCAAUAAACUAGCCACUUUUACUGUCAUUACCAAGAAUGCUGGAGAAGGUGGUCUGUCCCUCGCUGUAGAGGGUCCAUCUAAAGCUGAGAUCAGUUGCAAGGACAACAAGGACGGCACCUGCACUGUGUCCUACCUGCCCACUGCACCUGGUGAUUACAAAAUAAUCGUCAAGUUUGGCAACAGGCACAUUCCUGGCAGCCCCUUCACAGCUAAGAUCACUGGUGAUGAUUCACUCCGAAGAUCUCAGCUGAAUGUUGGCUCAGCGGCAGAUGUCUCCCUGAAGAUCACAGAAACAGACCUGAGCUUUCUGACGGCUAGCAUCAAAGCUCCAUCAGGAAAGGAUGAACCUUGCCUACUCAAGAGAUUGCCCAAUCGGCAUAUUGGUCUCUCCUUCACCCCGAAGGAGGUGGGAGAACAUGAGGUCAGCGUGAGGAAGAGUGGGAAACAUGUGACUAACAGCCCCUUUAAGAUUAUGGUAGGGCCAUCUGAGAUUGGGGAGGCCAGUAGGGUCAAAGCAUUUGGCAAAGGACUUGUUGAAGCUCAUACCUUUGAAGUGGCAGAGUUCUUUGUUGACACUAGAAAUGCUGGAUAUGGAGGGCUUGGAUUGUCAAUCGAGGGUACAAGUAAAGUGGAUAUCAAUUGUGAGGAUGUGGAGGAUGGGACGUGCAGAGUGAAAUACUGUCCCACUGAGCCAGGCAACUACAUAAUUAACAUCAAGUUUGCAGAAAAACACAUUCCAGGAAGUCCUUUCACAGUGAAGGUAACAGGGGAAGGAAGGAUUAAGGAAAGUAUAACAAGGAAGAGACAAGCUGCCUCUAUUGCCUCAGUUGGUAGUGCCUGUGACCUCAACCUCAAAAUUCCAGGAAAUUGGUUUCAGAUGAUGUCAGCACAAGAGCGUCUGACUCGUACCUUCACUCGCAGCAGCCACACUUACACACGUACAGAGCGCACAGAAAUCAGCAAGACCCACGGAGGUGAGACCAAGCGGGAAGUACACGUUGAGGAGAGCACACAGGUCGGCAGAGACCCAUUCAGAGAUGUUUUUGAGUCCUUGCUAGGAAGAGAGCGACUGGGUAGCUUUGGUACAAUGCGACAAGAAGGUGACACCGGGAUUCAGGGAAUGAUGGCCCAAGUGACAAGCCCUGGUGGAAAUGUAGCCGAUGCAGAGAUUGUUGAUAGUGGGGACAGUACCUACAGAGUUCGCUUUGUACCUGCUGAAAUGGGCUCUCACACUGUCAAUGUUAAAUAUAGGGGUGAGCAUGUCCCUGGAAGCCCCUUCCAGUUCACUGUUGGUCCCCUUGGAGAAGGAGGCUCCCACAAGGUCCGGGCUGGAGGCACAGGCCUGGAGAGAGCGGUCGCUGGAGUCCCAGCUGAAUUCAGUAUUUGGACAAGAGAGGCUGGAGCGGGUGGUUUGUCCAUUGCUGUAGAAGGUCCAAGCAAGGCUGAAAUCUCUUUUGAAGACAGAAAAGAUGGAUCCUGUGGGGUUAUUUACAUAGUGCAAGAACCAGGUGACUAUGAAGUUUCCAUCAAGUUCAAUAGUGAGCAUAUCCCAGAUAGCCCCUUUAUCGUUCCUGUUGCUACAUUGUCUGAUGGUGCACGCCGACUGACUGUUACGAGUCUUCAGGAAAAGGAUUUGAAAGUUAACCAGGAAGCAUCAUUUGCGGUUCAGAGGAAUGAGGCAACAGGUGUGAUAGAUGCUAAAGUUCACGCUCCCUCUGGUGUGAUAGAGGAGUGUUACGUCACGGAACUGGAUAGUGACAAGAGCGCGAUUCGCUUCAUUCCACGUGAGAAUGGCGUUCAUUCCAUUGAUGUGAAGUUCAAUGGAAGCCAUAUUCCUGGUAGUCCAUUCAGAGUCCGUGUUGGCGAAGCAGAAAAUGUUGGAGAUCCAGGCAUGGUGUCUGCCUUUGGUCCAGGACUUGAGGGUGGCCGCACAGGGGUCCCAUCGGAGUUUAUCGUCAACACAUGUGAGGCUGGUUCAGGUUCCUUAUCUGUUACUAUUGAUGGUCCCUCAAAGGUCAAGAUGGACUGCACUGAAUCACCAGAGGGUUACAAAAUCUCUUAUACACCUAUGGCACCUGGCAACUAUCUUAUAUCCAUCAAAUAUGGUGGACCGCAGCACAUUGUUGGCAGCCCUUUCAAAGCGAAGGUUACAGGCAUGCGUCUGUCUGGAGGUCACAGUUUACAUGAAACUUCAUCAGUCAUUGUGGAGACUGUUACUAAAUCAUCCAAGGUGGCUGGAGCUUACAGCUCUUUGUCCAGCUCCAAGUCAGCAUCAGAUGCCAGUAAAGUUGUAUGCCAUGGAGCAGGCCUCUCCAAAGCCUUUGUGGGUCAGAAGAACAACUUUACCAUUGAUUGCAGUAAAGCAGGUACAAACAUGCUGAUGGUUGGUGUCCAUGGUCCCAGAACUCCAUGUGAAGAUGUGGCUGUUAAACACAUGGGAAAUAAGCUUUAUGAUGUAACCUACACAGUUAAGGAGAAAGGGAACUAUGUUGUUAUUGUUAAGUGGGGGGAUGAAACAGUACCAGGAAGUCCCUUCCAUGUGAUCGUUACCUAAAAACCUUAAACCAACCAAACCUCUAGAUUUCCUAAUCAAGGCAAAACACUAAAGAAUGGAAAAUAUUGAAUGAAUUCAGGAGAAAGAUGAAGCCAAACUUUAGCCAAAAAUAAAGGUUUAUUUUAAAUGGUCACUCUCUGAGCAAAGUGUAUUUUAUGAUAGCUUCACAUCUUAUAAGCAGCUACCCUAUACUUAAUGCUAACAUGCGCAAACGCAUUUUCAAAACAGAUUUUUAAGCCACAAUGUACCAUUAUUUAUCAUUAGAAGAGUGAAGAGUUUCAAUUUAUAAAAAGGAAUGUAGUUUAAGUAAAUUGGUGUUGUCUUAGAAAGCCUGUUUUUGUAUAAUCACCAAUGAAGGAAUAUACAUAUACAGUAGGAAUGUCUUCAACACACUUUUGUAUGGUUGUGUUCAACAAGUUCAACAGUGUAUAGAUGUAUCCAGUGCUUUUAUAGAAUUACGUUUUAUCUUAACCAACUGUUUGAUAAGCAUUUAAAAAGUGAAAUAAAGACUAAACCAAA
Molecule: messenger RNA, 9002 nt
Organism: Xyrauchen texanus (razorback sucker)
Lineage: Eukaryota; Metazoa; Chordata; Actinopteri; Cypriniformes; Catostomidae
Product: filamin-C-like
Exons: 48
Coding region: 342-8483 (2713 amino acids)
Biological process (GO): actin cytoskeleton organization
Molecular function (GO): actin filament binding
Source: RefSeq, a predicted model, not a curated record